Molecule: messenger RNA, 880 nt
Organism: Stegastes partitus (bicolor damselfish)
Lineage: Eukaryota; Metazoa; Chordata; Actinopteri; Pomacentridae
Gene: pmf1
Product: polyamine modulated factor 1
Exons: 5
Coding region: 1-777 (258 amino acids)
Biological process (GO): chromosome segregation
Cellular component (GO): MIS12/MIND type complex
Source: RefSeq, a predicted model, not a curated record
AUGCGCACCACCACCGACUCUUCCCAUUUCUGUCCGCAGCUGCUCGCCGUAGAUUUGGCGGGUACUGCAAAACAUAAACAGAGGGAGCUGAAAAUGGAGGAAGGUAAAGAGGCAACGCAGGCUGCGCCCAGCGUAUGUGGGGACGAGUGUACUGAAAAGAAGACUAAUGAAGCCACGGGAGAAGUUUCCUCACAGAACAGCGGAGCACCCAGUAAACCGACGGAGGAGACGGAGGCUCGGUACAGUCGGUUGAAGCUGUUCAACAAAGUGAUGCAGGAGAGUCUGAACAAGUUCGUCGAGUAUGCCAGCUUUAACAGAUUUGCCAGCGCGUUUCGUCCACUGUAUGAGAAGAACCCUCAGAGAAUGGAGAGUAUUCACAAGCAGUUCAUAGAGGAGUUGAAGAGGACUAUACAGGAGGACAUCGGCAGGCUGAUUGAGGAGGGCCACUUAGAGCUCAAACUGAAAGAGCUGGACAAACUGGAAAGCGCUGCCAAGAACAAUCCAGACCCUGCAUGGCGACCAACUGGGGAUCCUGAACAGGACCUCUGCAGUUUUUUGAUGCCCUACUAUCAAAAGCAGGAAGCCUACAUGAGACUGGAGCUGAAAAAGAUUCAAGCAGAGAAUGCUGCUCUCGCACAAAAGGUUCAGGCCGGUAGAGACAGUAUUGCUCAGGCUGAGCAGCGUAUUUCUACAGCAGUUGAUGAGUGGAAGGCAUCGGUGACUGAAUUUGAGAGACUGGCCACUUCUCUCUGCCCUGCUGACGUCUUUGAUGUGUGAUCUUCACAUUAACCAAUGGGUCAACUAACUUAACUGUACAUAUCGAUUUUGUUUACUGUGGCUUUUUGUGUGAAAAUAAACUUGAAAUGUUGGAAAUUUAAAA